Propithecus coquereli (Coquerel's sifaka) is the source of this 570-nucleotide messenger RNA. Its product is annotated as bcl-2-like protein 2. Lineage: Eukaryota; Metazoa; Chordata; Mammalia; Primates; Indriidae. Gene Ontology annotation, cellular component: mitochondrial outer membrane. The transcript is spliced from 3 exons. Bases 7 to 570 code for a protein of 187 amino acids. Gene Ontology annotation, biological process: extrinsic apoptotic signaling pathway in absence of ligand; intrinsic apoptotic signaling pathway in response to DNA damage; negative regulation of intrinsic apoptotic signaling pathway. Gene Ontology annotation, molecular function: protein heterodimerization activity; protein homodimerization activity. The record is from RefSeq and is a predicted model, not a curated record.
CCAUCCAUGCUGGCCGCCCAGAUGGCGACCCCAGCCUUGGUCCCAGACACACGGGCUCUGGUGGCAGACUUCAUAGGCUAUAAGCUGAGGCAGAAGGGUUAUCUCUGUGGGGCUGGCCCCGGGGAGGGCCCGGCAGCUGACCCGCUGCACCAAGCCAUGCGGGCAGCUGGAGAUGAGUUCGAGAACCACUUCCAGAGAACCUUCUCUGACCUGGCGGCCCAGCUGCACGUGACCCUGGGCUCGGCCCAGCAGUUCUUCACCCAGGUGUGCGACGAACUUUUCCAAGGGGGCCCCAACUGGGGUCGCCUCGUGGGCUUCUUCGUCUUCGGGGCCGCGCUGAUCCGCUUUCUAAAGACGGCCGCCUCAACCCUGCCACCCUACUCCCGGAGCAGCCAUCAGAGCCACUCUGUGGCUGCACUGAAACCCUCGUCUCUUAUCGAGCUGAGAGCAGACCUCGCCGACAGUCCCUGGCUGGACCCCGAGGAGGAAUUGUAUGUGGAUGGAGCCGGCCACCUUUCAAGAGUCAGGCUCUUGGACGUGGGACUUCGGCCCAGAAGGCAGAGCUCGUAG